UGUCUAACGUCAAUCUUAGGAAAGUUGAAUAAAUCAUCUUUGUAAAUACAGCUGUUUCUGCUAUGAUUAAAUUUUCACAUAAUAAAUGUUUACGAUUAUUAUUAUUACAAAUUUUUAUUAACAAAUUUCAAGUGUAGAUUUAUUUGUUGAAUAUCAGAAACGAGAAACAGCACAAUAUUUUGGUGAAAUAUAUACACAAAAAAGACAGUAUUUGACCUCCUUUUCUUCAGGAGUUUUAGCAGUUUAGCAGCAGCUGCUUUGGAGUGCAGGUCAUGUCAUAGCAACAGGACUCUAUGUACAAACAAAGGAAUAAGAUAUAUUCAUUCUAGUCAUCAUGUCUGACAAAGAUGAACAAAUGGAACAAGAUGCGGAAAAGUGUAAUAUUAAUAAUCCUAACAUUCCUAUAGAAUGUCCAACUUCAUCUCGUCAAAUAGAAGAUGAUAAACAUUCAAAAGAACAAGAUAUACCUAAUAUGAUGAGCGGAUGGACUGGAGCAUCACCACCAAAGUUUGUGUCUCAUGAAGAAAUUAUAAAAGCUGCAAAAGGAAUGACAAAUAUGGCAUUGGCGCAUGAAAUUGCGGUUGAUACGAAUUUUCAAUUACAAAAAUUGGAACCGGAUGAUGGUACUUUUCAUAGAAAAGUUAAAGAAAUUAUGCAUAAAGCUUUUUGGAAUUUGUUGGCAGAACAAUUGAAUGAAGAUCCACCGAUUUAUACACAAGCCUUUAUUUUAUUGAAAGAAAUUAAAGAUACAUUGGAUGAACUUGUGUUAUCACAUCAUUCAAAAAUUAAAGAAAAUAUUAAAGAAGUUCUUGAUAUUGAUUUGAUUAAACAGCAAGCAGAAAAAGGUGUAUUAGAUUUUCGCCAUUAUGCAAAUUACAUUAUUUCUAUUAUGGGCAAAGUUUGUGCACCGGUUAGAGAUGAAAAAAUAGAAGAAUUGAAAAAAGAGCAAGAUGUUAUUGAAACGUUUAAAGGUAUAAUGGAAGCUUUACAACUGAUGAGACUGGAUUUAGCAAACUUUACGAUAACUAUGAUGAGACCAAGUAUUGUUGCUUCAAGUAUUGAAUACGAAAAGGCUAAGUUUGCAGAAUUUUUAAAAAUUAAUUCAAAUGGUUUAUAUUAUACUAAAAAGUGGUUAUUGAGACAUUUUAAUGAAGAAGAAAUUGACAAUGAUUUUAAUCAUGAUAAUCAAGUAAGACAAAUUACACAUCGUCUUUUAACUGAAGCUUACCUUGAUCUUCUAGAAUGGGAUUUUAAUCCAGAUGCAGAGACUUUGAUGCUUGAUCAAGGUAGAUUGGUAGAAUUACGUGAUAAGACUAGCAGAUUGAGUAUUAUUGGUUCUAUAUUAUUAUUAACAAAUAAUACCGUUGGAACAUCGAUACAAGAUGUUGCUAAGUUUAAAAAUAGUGUAAAGAAGAAUUUAACAGUGUUAUUAGACUCGGUACAUUCAAAUAAAGAUUUAGAAACGGUAAUGCCAAAUAUCGUUUUGCAAGUAAUAAAAGAUCUUAAAGCAACGUUAGAGGAAAUUGGUGUUGGAAAUUUAUCAUCGGAUUUAGAAAUAUCAUUGGAGGGACAAAUAACAGAUUUGAUUAAACCAGAUCAUAAGAUCAGAAGUCUCGUUAAUUUAAGGAUCAGACAAUUUUUACAAAGAAUUAUACAAUCUAAGAGUGCUAUUCCUCAGCAAGUACCAAUUGGUCUUUCGUCUCUUCAAGAAGAAUUAACAGCUAUAGCAGCACAAUUUUUAAUACUUGUUUCUCAUAACAGAAGUGUAUUUGGGGAAUAUUAUCAAGAAAUUGUCAGUAAUGCACUUUCUUCCAUACGUGAUAAUGACGUGACGAAAAAUGUAAUGAAAGAAAAUUCUAAUUGAUGCCUCUAAAAAAUGUGAGAAUAUAUUUGAUUUUAUAUUAUGAGACGUUCAAGAAUCUGGAAAACAGUUUUACAAAUAAAUACUAUAAUGAUUUAAUAGUAUGAGAUAAAACAAUCUCCGCAAUAUUAUGCAUAGAAGUUCAUAAUUAACUAAUUCUAAUUAAUAUCUUCUGUAUUUUUAUUAAUUUCAAGUAUUUCAAUAUAUAUAUAUAUAUAUUCAUAUAUUUUGUAAGGGUUUACAUAACAAUUAAUAUAAAAUAAUAUUUCUUUAUAUUUGGUGCCGCAAUAUUAUAUCUACAUAAAGAUUUCUUUAGAGUACAAAGUUGUAUGUAUUGUAUGUAUCAACGUAUCACACAUCAUACAUACAUACACACACACACAUAUAUAUAUAUUAUAUAUAUAUAUUUGUAUGGAAUUUUUUG
Polistes dominula (European paper wasp) is the source of this 2285-nucleotide messenger RNA. Its product is annotated as T-complex protein 11-like protein 1. Gene Ontology annotation, biological process: signal transduction. Lineage: Eukaryota; Metazoa; Arthropoda; Insecta; Hymenoptera; Vespidae. The record is from RefSeq and is a predicted model, not a curated record.